Molecule: messenger RNA, 3101 nt
Organism: Sesamum indicum (sesame)
Lineage: Eukaryota; Viridiplantae; Streptophyta; Magnoliopsida; Lamiales; Pedaliaceae
Source: RefSeq, a predicted model, not a curated record
CAUCCGUUGGGAUUUAUUCGAUGGGUUCUCCUUUUUUGAUGAAAUCUUGUGCUGUAGUUUUUCUUCUCUCUGUUGUGGGAAAAAGAAUGAGUUGAAAAAAAUAUCUGGGUGUAUGGUGGGUCCGAGUCGACUGAGUUGAGACCGUUUCCUGGUCUAGAAGCGUCUUUUGCUUGAAUUCUUGGAAGCAACCACCGGAUUUUGGGUCGGUUUUGGUUGAGUUGGACUGGAGCGGGACUGAGUUGGGAUCGGGUUAUUUUCCGAGUUUGGCUCUCGUGUUUUUGUUGCUAGGAGUGUGGAUUAGGCGGAGGUUUAAGCAAGAAGGGUGUUUUGUGUUCUGCCGACUAGCGUGGUGAGUUCACAACUUGAUUGGCUUUGUGAGUCGGUUUGGCUUCUGGUUCUUGGAGACUGGUUGAGCUGGGCUGCUGAGUUCGUCCUUCAUUGUAAAGGACUGAGCCGAUUAGUGUGACAGGCGGUUGGUAGUUUCAUUUCCGGAAGGCUCGCCUGAAUUUGUUUUGAAAGAGGAAGGAAGAUAAGAAUUUUGGUGUUCGUCAUUAUCAGAGCUUUCUGCAGCCUGCGUUAAACCAAGUUUUGGUCUUUGAAGGUGUUUAAAUUACAAAAGUAAAGAAAAAAUUAGCUCUGUGUGUUUGCCACAUAGGAAUCAACACAAGCCGAUGCCUUCAGUGGGAAUGAGAAGGACUACAAGGGUCUUUGGGGCGCGAGUUUUACGUUCAGGGAGGAGGCUGUGGACAGAACCGCAUGAAGGGAGCAAAUAUGUGAGAGCAGCUCAUGGGGAAAAUAAGUGGACUGAGCUUAUAGACAAUUCUGCAGAUGGAGGAGGGGAUGCUGGUGAUCACCGCAAGGACAUGUGGCAAGACAACGAAAAUGGUGCUUUUGUGGACAUGACUGCGGAAGCUAGAGCAGAAGAAUGUGUAUCGGAAGGUAUGGUGGAAGCAAAAGAUGUGGACAGGAUGUGUGGUAUUGUGUAUAGGAGAAAGAGAAUGAGGAUGGAGUUGGGCCUUACAGAAGAUAAAAGGUAUGGGAAGAAGUUUGUAAGGAAACAAUGGAGGAAAAAAUCCCGAGCUACUGAAUCGUUUGAAAUUUGUGGAGACUUCUGGGAUCCUGUUAGCAGGUCUCAAGAACUUGCUAUAGUUGUUAAUGGGUCUUCUUAUGAUUACGGCUAUUGGGUUGCUUGCUUCUUGAGUUCACUGCUGAGCUACAUGACUAGGGUUAGAAUUGGAAUGAGGCGGUUGCGUGCAUUUGUGCUCUCGAAGCCAAUUUUUGACGCAUUUUCCUCAUGUGGAGUGCUUUUUCUCCAGGAUUCUAUUACUGCCAAGAACCCUGGUAUUUGCCUAAUUUCAGGAUCCCGGUCUUUGAUACCAUUGAUUUCUGUCGAUUUUACUUCAAUCCCAUCUUUUUUUAUACGUAUGCAAACAAGUAUGCACCUUAGAUCUGCGCAUUUGGCUUGCUUGCUUGUGGCACAUUCGACAGAUAUUUAUGAGAAUGAUGAGAAAGUGACAGAUCUGGUUGAUGAUGCUGGAGAAACCUCAUUUCAAAUUCCUUCGAGAGACCACAGAGAUUGUAUUUCAGUAGCUUAUCAAAUUUCCCCUGAAAGAGACAUAUCAUACACUGAUGCAGUAGUAUCUGGUAAUGAUACCUCAGAGAGUCGGGCGUUGUCACACUCAGCCGUUGGAUUACCUAAAUCUGCUCUUCGAAAUUUGCAGUUAAGAAACAGUCGUAAUAUCCAGAAACGGAGGAGUUCUUUGAGGCGUAAGAGAGGUAGACCACCAUCAGCUUUUCGAGCACAGAAAGCUAGUUGUGCUUUAUCUUCAGAUUUUUUCAGAGCUAGAAACGACAGCGUCCAAUUAUCUGCUGCAGCACCUAGUCGUUUACUUAGGAGCUCAGGUAAGAGGAGUUCUACUGCAAACAUUAAAGAGCUAAAAUCUGGCACAGUGGUGUUGACACAGGAUCUAUGUGCCAGUAGAUGUUCUGCUAACCUGUUAAUUACAGAAACAGACAAGUGUUAUCGGGAAGAAGGAGCUAUUAUCACGUUAGAAUUAUCCUCUUCCAAGCAAUGGUUUCUUGCUGUUAUGAAGGGUGGAAUAAAGCGAUACUGUCUGACUGCACAAAAGGUCAUGAGGCCAUCUUGUUCUAACCGCUUCACUCAUGCUGUAAUAUGGACAGCAGACGGUGGUUGGAAGCUUGAGUUUCCUAAUAAACAAGAUUGGUCAAUUUUCAAGGAACUUUAUAAGGAAUGCUCUGAACGGAACAUGCAGUCCCCUGCAGCUAGUUUUAUUCCUGUACCGGAGGUGCAAGAAGUGUCUAACCCUGUUGAUACCAGUUACAUGCCAUAUGUGAGGCCUGAUUCGUACAUUACUGUGAAAGAUGAUGAGCUAAUCAGGGCUUUGGUGAAGAAGAACGCCAUCUAUGACAUGGACUCCGAUGAUGAGGAAUGGCUGACCAAAUUGAAUGACGAGUUAUAUGCAGGAAAGGAGCUGCGAGAACGUGUCAAACCUGAGAGUUUUGAGUUGAUCAUUGAUGCUCUUGAGAAAGGGCUUCACUGCAAUCCAGAUGAGCAAUUUGAUGAGCAAGCAGCCUAUGAGUUUUGUAUGCAUCUUGAGAGAAGGGAAGUUAUAGAGGCUAUCCGUAAUUAUUGGAUUAAAAAGCGGAAACAGAAGCGCUCUGCUUUAGUAAGGAUUUUCCAGCUAUACCAGCCUAGAAGAACUCAAGUGCUACCAAAGUCCGUUUUGCGGAAGAAAAGAUCAUUCAAACGGCAAGCAAGUCAGGGUGGGAGAGGCAAACAACUCCCUUUGCUGCAAGCAAUAGCAGCCGAACGAGAUGCUUUGGAACAACAAAACAACACACACAAAGUGCAAGAAGCUAAAGCUGCUGCAGACAGAUUUGAGGGAUUGGCUAUUCAAAAGCGUCAACGAGCCCAAAUGCUCAUGGAAAAUGCGGACUUAGCUACUUACAAAGCCAUGAUGGCUCUUAGAAUUGCAGAAGCAGCUCAAAUUUCAGAGGCUCCGGGUACAGUUGCAUCCCUUUUUCUUGGUUAACCGACGGAGUAGUAACAAUCAUAUUUCAUUAAGAUGGCCAAUUUUUUC